Messenger RNA from Lontra canadensis (Northern American river otter), 1994 nucleotides. It is a transcript of the gene PRUNE1, whose product is annotated as prune exopolyphosphatase 1. The transcript has 8 exons. NCBI's taxonomy places the organism in Eukaryota, Metazoa, Chordata, Mammalia, Carnivora, Mustelidae. Gene Ontology annotation, cellular component: cytoplasm. Gene Ontology annotation, molecular function: exopolyphosphatase activity. The record is from RefSeq and is a predicted model, not a curated record. The coding region runs from base 161 to 1522 and encodes 453 amino acids.
GAUUACGCACUUCCUCCGGGGGCUUGGGGCCGAAUAGCUGUGUGGCGGGUUCGAGUCCCGCCUCCUGACUUUCGCCCCUAGCCCCUGAGUCCCUGGGCAGGGCGCAUUCGCCUGGUAACCUCUCCACGGCCAGGGGUGGUGGCACACCUGGGACUUCACCAUGGAGGACUACCUGCAGGGUUGUCGAGCCGCUCUGCAGGAGUCCCGGCCGCUACACGUUGUGCUGGGAAAUGAAGCCUGUGAUUUGGACUCCAUGGUGUCAGCUCUUGCCCUGGCUUUUUACCUGGCAAAGACGACAGAGGCUGAGGAAGUCUUUGUGCCUGUCUUAAAUAUAAAUCGUGCUGAGCUACCUCUACGAGGUGACAAUGUCUUCUUCCUUCAGAAGAUUAACAUUCCAGAGUCCCUCUUGAUUUUCCGGGAUGAGAUUGACCUCCAUGCCUUGCACCAAGCUGGCCAACUCACCCUUAUCCUUGUUGACCAUCAUGUCUUACCCAAAAGUGAUGCAGCCCUAGAGGAGGCAGUGGUAGAGGUGCUAGACCAUCGGCCCAUCGAGCAGAAACACUGCCCUCCCUGCCACGUUUGCGUUGAGCUGGUGGGGUCCUGUGCUACCCUGGUGACUGAGAGAAUCCUGCAGGGGGCGCCAGAGAUUUUGGACGGGCAAACUGCAGCCCUUCUGCAUGGAACAAUCAUCCUGGACUGUGUCAACAUGGACGUGAAAGUUGGAAAGGCAACCCCAAAAGACAGCAAAUAUGUGGAGAAAUUGGAGGCCCUCUUCCCAGAUCUGCCCAAGAGAAAUGACAUUUUUGACUCUCUACAAAAGGCAAAGUUUGAUGUAUCAGGACUGACUACCGAGCAGAUGCUGAGAAAGGACCAGAAGACCAUCUUCCGACAAGGCACCAAGGUGGCCAUUAGUGCAAUAUAUAUGGAUUUGGAGGCCUUUCUGCAGAGGUCUGGCCUCAUUGCAGAUCUCCAUGCUUUCUGCCAGGCUCACAGCUGUGAUGUCCUGGUCACCAUGACUAUCUUUUUCAACACUCAUAAUGAGCCAGUGCGGCAGCUGGCUAUUUUCUGUCCCCAUGCAGCACUCCGAAUGACGAUCUGCGGAGUUCUGGAACGCUCCCAUUCUCCAUCCCUGAAGCUGACCCCUGCCCCCAGCGCCCACCCGCACCUCCAAGCCUAUCUUCAGGGCAACACCCAGAUCUCUCGGAAGAAACUUCUCCCUCUGCUCCAGGAGGCCCUGUCAGCAUAUUUUGAGUCCAUGCGGAUCCCUUCUGGGCAGCUGGAGACAGAGGGUGUGUGCCGGGAGCAGGCCGACAGGGAACUGGACAGGGCGGGUAACUCCCUGUUUCCCGGACUGAGUCAAGAUGAGGAGGAGCCCCCACUACCCCCGACGCCCAUGAACAGCCUGGUGGAUGAGUGCCCACUGGAUCAGGGGCUACCCAAACUCUCUGCCGAGGCCAUCUUUGAGAAGUGCAGUCAGAUCUCGCAGUCACAGUCGACCACAGCCUCCCUGUCUACGAAGUGACUGCUGGGAGGGCACAGGAUGGAGAGAGAGGUUCCUUGAACCACUUCAAAUGCAUGUUUUGAGAUGUGUCGGCGGUUCUGUCUUUGUGGCUCCGGGAUCUGGUGUACUGUGUUCGUGAACUGGAGAGAAGAAAGAAGUGAAAGAAAACAGCUGCUUUAGGGAUGGCUUCCUGCUUUUUCCCCAGAUCUCUACCAAUCAGACAGGUCGUAUUAUUUAACUGAAUUCUUCAAACCUGCGUUGACUCUCCUGUAUUUCCUUUGCCGAGGGUACAGUGUGAUACCCACACAGUGCCAGCAAGCAGCUCAAGAAGGCACCCCCUCCGUAAGGCUCUGUGACAGAACCAGUAUCUCUCAUGGAACCAUUCAUUGUCUCCGUGUAUUCAUUUAUGCUCUUAUUCAUUCAGCUAUCGAUUGAAUACCUACUUUCAGCUAGCUAGAAAAUAGAGUGUGCUUUGCAGACUCCUCUUCCAGUU